GUAAGAGAGAAGGGCAUUGUGGUUCGACAUAGUGGAAGCUUUGUUUUGGGAGUCACAGGCACUGAGAGUAGUGUAACUGAGAGGCAGGCUGGAGCAGAAAUAGCACACAUGUUAAGUGUUGAUGGCUUUAGUGAAUGGAACGUAAGACCACUCCAUACGUUGACGUUUCAUUCUUUGUUAAUCAAGAGUUGGGUAAUAAAAUGUGAGCUAUUUUUAAACACUGUAUCCACUUGGCCCCUAGUUUAUAUAAGUCGAUGCCACACCCAUCUGACUGUCCCACCCCUCAGACUUAAAGUGUUGAAGGAACAGAUCCCCAACCAGCCAGUGUAUAUGUGUGUGUAUUUGUGUGUGUGUGUGUGCAUGUGCGUGUGGUGAUUUUUUCCCCCGCUUGGUCACAUCCUAAUUUGUAGGAUCACUGCUGAACAAGUUUUGAGCUAACAAGCAUCCAGAUUGUGGAAAAUAAUGGCACUACAACAGGAUAAAGAACCAAGCAUUGAGCUCUUCAUAAAGGCAGGCCAUGAUGGAGAGAAUGUGGGGAACUGUCCCUUCUGUCAGAGUCUCUUCAUGGUGCUGUGGCUGAAAGGAGUCAAAUUCACAGUUACUACAGUCGAUAUGAGGAAGAAGCCAGAGGAGUUGAAAGACUUAGCUCCAGGGACUAACCCUCCUUUCCUCCUAUACAACGGGGCCCUUAAGACUGACUUCAUGAAGAUUGAGGAGUUUCUCGAGGCAACUCUUGCCCCUCCCAGAUACCCUCAUCUCAGUCCUCUGAAUAAAGAGUCAUUUGAUGUGGGUGCUGAUAUUUUCGCCAAGUUUUCUGCUUUCAUCAAGAACAGUCCAAAUAACCGAGUACAAGAGCAGGCUUUGCUAAGGGAGUUUACACGCCUUGAUAAUUAUCUAAACACACCACUGCCUGAGGAAAUAGACCACAACUCCACCGAGGACAUUUCUGUCUCCAAGAGGAAGUACCUCGAUGGCAACCGCCUGACGUUGGCAGACUGCAACUUGCUGCCCAAAUUACAUGUGAUCAAGGUUGCUGCCAAGAAGUACUGUAACUUUGAGAUUCCGGCUCAUUUCACUGGCGUACAUCGCUACUUGCAGUAUGCAUAUGAGAGAGAGGAGUUCAGACAGACUUGUCCAGCCAGCGUUGAGAUUGAGAAAGCCUAUCUGAGUGUUGCUAGCAAGAGGACAUAAAUCUCCAGCUAAGACAGUCUUGCAUUUCCACCAACUCUAUACAUGAAGGAGGACAUUCAGCCUAAAUUUUGUAAAUAGCUUUAAAUUAAUUAAAGUGUCAGGUUCAGUUUAAAUAACUGAAUUCUGUGAGUGUGGUAUAAUAUUGAGUAUAAUAUUGAAAUGUUUAUUAAUGUGCUGAAUUGUGCUAGAGUGCCAUUUAAUGUUGAUUUUUUUCCCCCCAUUUAUUUAGCCCAUUAACAUAAAACACUAGAGAUUCAGAUAAGUAAUUCUCUAGAAAUGUUAUUUAAUGAUGAAUAAUAUCUUAAUUUGUCAUAUUGGCAUGUUAUAUUUUUCAAACAGGAAUCCCUGAAUAAUUGCUUUAUAAUUCACUUGCAUAACCCCUUAUGUAGCCUAUUAAAUGAGUCAUUUGUGCAAUUUAAUGUA
Molecule: messenger RNA, 1614 nt
Organism: Ictalurus furcatus (blue catfish)
Lineage: Eukaryota; Metazoa; Chordata; Actinopteri; Siluriformes; Ictaluridae
Gene: clic2
Product: chloride intracellular channel 2
Exons: 6
Coding region: 463-1191 (242 amino acids)
Source: RefSeq, a predicted model, not a curated record